AUGUCAUUAGCUCUGGCGCCCCCUAGCCUCAUGCAGAACGACAUCAAACCACCUCAUGACUAUUCUAUCUACAACAAGUCCGUUCCUUCGAGAUACUCUCCUCCCGAGUCUCCUCGCAAUAUAUCCUCAUUCUUCGAGGAGUCGAAGAUGAACAACUCCCAUCGAGGUUUGCCCCUACCUGCCGGUCUUGGUCUCCCUCCUCCAGAUCGGGGUCACCCCUCGGCACCUGCCCCAUUAGGCCACUUGCCUGCUCCGCCCUCGCAAUGGGCGGGUCAGGAUGACUCUAUGCGGAGCUGGCUUCACGCAAAGGCCGAGGAAGAUCGCCGGAAGCAAGAGGAGGAGAAGACUCGCCAGGAAACUCUGCGUCUCGACCAGAGACGCAUUGAGCAGAGCAUGUUGCGCGAAUCUCUGCAGGGCGGCGUUCCUCCUCCCAUGGUGCCUCUGAUUUUUGCCGGUAUUGGAGGCGGGAAUCUUCCUGGUCACACCUUGGAAUGGGCGCAGCAGUAUUUGGCCACUCUCAGCAUACAGAACCAACAACAGCAACAGCAGAUUCAGGUUCAACAGCAGCAACUACAGCUACAGCAACAGCAACAGCAACAGUCGCCCCCCACCCAGCGAGACAGUCGGAUGAUCCCACCUGUUCCGUAUGGAGGGCACCAGGUUCUGCAGGCACCACUGUCCACACAAACAGGACAACCCUCGAGUCAAGAUCGCAGUUCGAUAUCCGGUCCGCCGCCACCACCUUCCACGCUUCCACGCUUGAAUACUACAGAAUUCGUCCCCAGUUCGGCGAGCCAGAGUAACCGGCAGGCCUUACCGCAGCCGCAAACAGCGUCGUCCGAACAGUCAUCGGGACCGGGGUUGUUCUUUCACCACUGGACUCCUCCCAACCAAUCUACCGGUGGAAACCAUCCUCCGACGCCGUCCGGCAAAAGCAACCAUGGCUCGCCGUUCUCCCAGAGCGCGGGCUCACAUCUGCGAUCAGAGUACCAGAAUUCGCCCAAGAAGCGCAAAACAACCGGGGGGCAGGGAGUACCUGCGCCGCCCACGUCUCAACAUUCUGACCCGUCACAACCCGCAUCGUUUCGCUCGUCCCGUGAGCGAGAACCGUCCCCAGGGCAUCGGGUCCGACCUUCACGUCAUGCACGUCAGGACAGUGACCUGUCAUCCCGCGAGCUGGACCUUGGCGGUCGCAAUGUGGCUCGCCCAAGCAGUCGUCAACAACGCAUGGACGAGCAGGGUGGACCGGGACCCGGUCCAAGAAGGCAAUACACCGGCUCGUCCCCUGGUGGAUCGAACGAGGACCAUCCGUUUCGGUACGAGGCGUACAAAUCUGAAACACGGUAG
Messenger RNA from Capronia coronata CBS 617.96, 1347 nucleotides. RefSeq lists its product as uncharacterized. The record is from RefSeq and is a predicted model, not a curated record. The transcript has a single exon. NCBI's taxonomy places the organism in Eukaryota, Fungi, Ascomycota, Eurotiomycetes, Chaetothyriales, Herpotrichiellaceae. The coding region runs from base 1 to 1347 and encodes 448 amino acids.